AUGCUGCUGAGCCCCGUCACCUCCACCCCCUUCUCCGUAGACGACAUCCUCAGGCUGCAGGGAGAGCAAAACGACGCCAAGGCUCCGUCACAAUGGGAGCUGACUAGGAACCCAGAAAAGCCUCAGGACCUAAGAAUGGACCCUGAAUCCAGAAGCUCAGAGAGCGGUGACAGGACAGACUCUUCUAGGUGCCUCUGGGAGACAGUCACCACCAGCAUGGACUCAAAUCCUGUGAGGGAGCCACAGCCUCCCCGGGGCGCGGCCUCCCCGCUUGGAGCCGGGCACCCGAUGAUGGAGCUCGGCGGCGGCCUGGGCAAGCGCAGCGAGGACUCGCCCCGAGGCGGCCCGGAGCCGGCCAGGACUCGGGCUCGGCGGAAGCCCCGGGUGCUGUUCUCGCAGGCUCAGGUGCUGGCCCUGGAGCGGCGCUUCAAGCAGCAACGCUACCUGUCGGCGCCCGAGCGCGAGCACCUGGCCAGCGCGCUGCAGCUCACGUCCACGCAGGUCAAGAUCUGGUUCCAAAACCGGCGCUACAAAUGCAAGCGGCAGCGCCAGGACCGGAGCCUGGAGCUGGCGGGCCACCCGUUAGCCCCGCGCCGGGUGGCCGUGCCCGUCCUGGUGCUGGACGGCCAGUCCUGCCUGGGCCCCGACGCCCCCGCGUUCCCGAGUCCCUACGCGGCCGCCGCGCCCUACUCCUGCUUCGGCGGCUACGCGGGCGCUCCCUACAGUGCCAGCUACGCGGCAGGCUUCCCCGGCGCCCGCCCCGGGCCACUCGCCCCGCUCGCCAGCUCUGGCUUCAGCCCGGGUAGCCCGAGCGCCUCCCCGCAGGGCCAUCUGCCCCCCACGCUCCAGGGAGUCACGGCCUGGUGA
Molecule: messenger RNA, 867 nt
Organism: Psammomys obesus (fat sand rat)
Lineage: Eukaryota; Metazoa; Chordata; Mammalia; Rodentia; Muridae
Gene: Nkx2-6
Product: NK2 homeobox 6
Exons: 2
Coding region: 1-867 (288 amino acids)
Biological process (GO): cell differentiation; regulation of transcription by RNA polymerase II
Cellular component (GO): nucleus
Molecular function (GO): RNA polymerase II cis-regulatory region sequence-specific DNA binding; DNA-binding transcription factor activity, RNA polymerase II-specific
Source: RefSeq, a predicted model, not a curated record